This is a messenger RNA of Scomber japonicus (chub mackerel), 726 nucleotides long. It is a transcript of the gene mreg, whose product is annotated as melanoregulin. Bases 1 to 726 code for a protein of 241 amino acids. Gene Ontology annotation, biological process: melanosome transport. Lineage: Eukaryota; Metazoa; Chordata; Actinopteri; Scombriformes; Scombridae. The record is from RefSeq and is a predicted model, not a curated record. Gene Ontology annotation, cellular component: melanosome. The transcript has 5 exons.
AUGGGUGCAGGUUUUAAGAAGUUCUGCAUGCAGUUCUGCUGCUGCUGCUGCGCUGGUGACGAAGACGAUGAGGAUGAAAAACAGCCUUUAGUACCUCAGGACCCGUUGGAGUAUUUCAAUCGUGAAAUCCAGAAGCGUCGCGAUGAGGAGACCAACCUGUGGAGUGAGCCAGGAGACCCCAGCCACUCGGGGAGAGAAGACGACCGAGUGCUUCACACCCUGCUGCAGGCCAGGAAUAAGACCCGCAUGGGAUCCACGGGCUAUCGCCGUCUGAGUGUUGACAUUGAGGCCAUGAGAGACACACGCCGAGAAGUUAGGGAGAAAUGGAAGACGAUUCUGGAGAACCUAGGUUUUAUGGCAGAGGCAGACUCACUCCUGACAGUGUCUGCCGGGGCCUCACAUGACCGCAUGCGCAACGCCCCAGCAGCACGUGCGCUGCUUAAUACGCUCCACACUGAGACCUCCGUUUUCUUCAGCAGAGAGCCACCACCUGAGAGAUAUCUGUUCAUUCUGGAUCGCCUCCUGUAUCUAGAUAUAGCUGAAGAUUUCUUGGCAAAGGCAAAGCGCUUCUAUCCUCCAAAGGAGGAUUCAGAUGAGGAUACGCCGGGCCUCGCCAUAAACCUACCGCUGCUACUUGCCAGGGUAGAGGCUAUCAACGGGGGAGGGGAUGACGAAGAGGAAAACGAUAGCGAAAGAGAUGAUGGAAACAUGAGUGACAGAUCCUAA